Molecule: messenger RNA, 6882 nt
Organism: Xyrauchen texanus (razorback sucker)
Lineage: Eukaryota; Metazoa; Chordata; Actinopteri; Cypriniformes; Catostomidae
Product: roundabout homolog 1-like
Exons: 29
Coding region: 732-5660 (1642 amino acids)
Biological process (GO): axon midline choice point recognition; axon guidance; Roundabout signaling pathway
Cellular component (GO): neuron projection
Molecular function (GO): protein binding; axon guidance receptor activity
Source: RefSeq, a predicted model, not a curated record
CGAAGUGACGGGGGAACCAAAAUACAUAGAAUCAAAUAAUAAAACAAGAGGAAAGAAAAAAGAAGAAAACACAAUAGGGGGACAGACUGGAACUACAUUUGGACUUGCAAAGCAAUGUAAAAGUGGAAGUGAUCUCCAUCCGAUGGACUUCAAUCAGCAAAUUCUUCAGCAUCAGCUUCUUCUUAUGGAAACUGAAGUUUCUGAGUUUUGAUUGAAUUAUUCACGCUGUUUCUGAACGAUGUGACGUUGGUCACUGUUUCUGGCUGGGAACUUUUCAGACGGACUUGUGACAUUUAAAACUUUGGAAAAGAGUUUGAGCUCGUUUUUGUCUUUCUAUUGGAUUUUCUAUGGGAUCGUUUGGGAUGCGACCAGAGGAGAGGCGCUGACCAACGCAGCGCUUGCACAAUUCCUUUUUGGGGGUCACUUUUCAUUUCAUAACCUUGCAUGGUUUAUUUUAAUAUUGUAUACUUGUUUUAUUGAUAUAUUCGGUGCGUUUACGUUCAGCUUUUCAUUCAUUGGAACUCAUGGAGUGCAUGUUUAAACGCAAAUAAACUGGAUUAUUCUCCAAUUAACGUGAGCUUUAAAAACAGAUCAGCGGAACAUUCACAACUUGUCGGAAAAAGAUCAAAUUCAAUUUGGAGAUUAUGAAGGAUCAAAAACGCACACUAAUCUGAUUUUGUAAUUUUUUACGGAUUAAACGAGCAGCUCAGAAAAACGUGAAUUGUUGAACGAUGACGGGGAGAGUUGUUGGAUUUACGCUUUUUAUCACUGUAAUACACAUUUGCACAGGAUCCCGACUGCGACAAGAAGACUCUGCGCCCCGCAUCGUGGAACACCCCUCCGAUCUUAUUGUAUCCAAGGGCGAGCCCGCCACCCUAAACUGCAAAGCAGAAGGACGGCCCACCCCCACCGUGGAGUGGUACAAGGAUGGAGAACGAGUGGAAACAGACCGGGACAACCCUCGAUCCCAUCGCAUGCUCCUGCCCAGCGGCUCUCUCUUCUUUCUGCGUAUCGUACAUGGCCGUCGCAGCAAACCCGAUGAAGGUUCCUACGUUUGUGUGGCCCGUAACUACCUGGGAGAAGCGGUUAGCCACAACGCCUCACUGGAAGUAGCUAUUCUCCGUGAUGACUUCAGACAGAACCCUGUGGAUGUGAUGGUGGCGGCGGGUGAGCCAGCAGUCAUGGAGUGCCAGCCGCCCCGCGGGCACCCAGAACCCACCAUCUCCUGGAAGAAAGAUGGAGUCACAAUAGAUGACAGAGAUGAAAGGAUAACGAUACGAAGUGGAAAACUGAUGAUCACAAAUACCAGGAAGACGGAUGCAGGAAAAUAUGUUUGCGUGGGAACCAACAUGAUGGGCGAACGAGAGAGCGAGAUAGCAGAGUUGACCGUUCUUGAGAGGCCCAGUUUCUUGCGAAAGCCAAGCAGUCAGUCUGUACUUGUGGAUCAGAGCGCUGAGUUUAAGUGUGAAGCUCAAGGAGACCCCGUGCCCACCAUUCGCUGGAGGAAAGAGGAUGGAGAAAUGCCCAAGGGACGGCAUGAGAUAUGGGAGGAUCAUACUCUUAAACUGAAGAGACUGACAUCAGGAGAUGCUGGUACUUACACCUGUCAGGCUGAAAACAUGAUGGGGAAGACGGAGGCCAGCGCCACCCUCACCAUCCACGUUCCUCCAGUGUUUGUGGUCAGACCCAGGAAUCAGGUGGCCGGGAUGGGACGCACCGUGACUUUUCAAUGUGAAGCAACAGGAAGUCCUCAGCCAGCCAUCUUUUGGCAGAAAGAAGGCAGUCAGAACCUGCUGUUUUCCUCCCAGCCACCACCGCCAUCCAGUCGUUUCUCAGUUUCUCAGACGGGUGAUCUGACCAUCACGGCGGUGGAGCGUUCGGAUGGAGGCUAUUACAGCUGUCAGGCUCUGAACAUCGCUGGAAGUGUUAUCACAAAAGCCCUGCUGGAGGUGACAGAUGUGAUUUCAGACAGACCUCCGCCCAUUGUCCUCCAGGGUCCUACCAACCAGACUGUGGCCGUGGACGGAACAGCAGUCCUGGGAUGCCAAGCCACCGGCACUCCGACUCCCACCAUCCUGUGGAGGAAAGAUGGAGUGCUGGUGUCCACCCACGACUCUCGGCUCAAACAACUCGACACGGGAGCUCUGCAGAUCCGUUACGCCAAGCUGGGAGACACUGGAAUGUACACCUGCACCGCUUCCACCCCCAGUGGAGAGGCAUCAUGGAAGGCUUACCUGGAGGUGCAAGAGUUUGGUGCACCGGUGCAGCCCGGCAGACCCACAGAUCCAAACCUGAUCCCCAGUGCCCCUUCAAAACCAGAAGUCACGGAUGUCAGUCGCACUUCUGUGUCUCUGUCCUGGAAGCCCAACCUGAACUCUGGGGCCACGCCCACCUCUUAUGUCAUAGAGGCCUUUAGCCAUGCAGUGGGCAGCAGCUGGCAGACACUUGCGGAUCACGUGAAGGCGGAGAGAUUCGUUCUGAAGGGGCUCAAGCCCAGUGCUGUCUACCUGUUCCUGGUGAGAGCAGCUAAUGCAUAUGGCUUGAGCGACCCCAGCCCAAUCAGUGACGCUGUUAAGACACAAGACAUCCCACCAACAAGUCAGGGUGUGGACCAUGGGCAGAUCCAGAGGGAACUGGGAGAUGUUGUCAUUCAUCUCCACAAUCCCACAAUCCUCUCUUCGUCUUCCGUCAGAGUCCAGUGGACAGUGGAGCAGCAGUCGCAGUACGUUCAGGGUUAUAAGGUGAUGUCCCGGCCAUCCCCGGAGGGCGCUCAGCAGCGUGUGGAAUGGGCCGUGUUUGAGGUUCGAACCCCAGGGGAGCACAGUGCAGUCGUCACGCAGCUCAGAAAGGGCGUGACCUAUGAGUUCAAAGUACGACCUUUCUUCAAUGAGUUCCAAGGCACCGACAGCGAUAUCAAAGUGGGCAAGACCCUUGAAGAAGCACCCAGCGCCGCUCCCAGGGGGGUCACUGUAACAGGAAGUGGUGACAACGGCACAGCUAUCCUGGUAACUUGGCAACCGCCUCCAGAGGAGGAGCAGAACGGUGUGGUACAGGAGUAUAAGAUCUGGUGUGUCGGAAAUGAAAGCCGAUACCACAUUAACCGCACCGUAGACAGUUUUACAUUCUCGGUUGUGAUCCCGGGCCUGGUCGCCGGGGUCCCGUACAAGGUGGAGGUGGCCGCUAGCACAGGGGCCGGUCCCGGGGUGAAGAGCGAGGCCGCGUCUUUCCAGUUGGACUCUUCGGGCCGUAUGGUUUCGCCGUUGGAUGUGGAAAACACGAUUUCUCAGCAGAUCUCAGAUGUGGUUCGGCAGCCGGCGUUCAUUGCGGGCAUUGGUGCGGCAUGUUGGAUCAUUCUCAUGGUCUUCAGCAUCUGGCUGUACCGUCACCGUAAGAAAAGGAACGGCCUCAGCAGCAGCUACGCUGGUAUCCGCAAAGUUCCCUCUUUCACCUUCACACCCACAGUGUCCUAUCAGAGAGGAGGAGAGGCUGUGAGCAGUGCGGGAAGGCCGGGUUUGUUGAAUAUAGGUGAGACGGCCAAUCAGCCCUGGCUGGCAGACACCUGGCCAAACAGCUGCUCCAAUCACAAUGACUGCACCAUCAACUGCUGCACCGGCAGCAAUGGCAACAGCGACAGCAACCUGGCCACCUAUAGCCGCCCAGCCGAUUGCAUCGCCAACUACAGCAACCAGAUAGACAACAAGGCGAGCAACCUGCUGGCUCCAGACACGGGUCUCUACAGCGAUGUGGAUCUCUCAAACAAGAUCAACGAGAUGAAGACAUUCAACAGCCCCAACCUAAAGGACGGCCGUUUUGUGGGGCCCGGUGGUCAACCUACGCCCUACGCCACCACACAACUCAUCCAGUCCAGCCUGGCCAACAACAAUGUGAACAGCAGCAGUGGAGGAAGUGGAGGAGGAAGUGCCGACCUCAAUGAGAAACAAAGCUGGAAGGGAAGCCAGGGAACCCCUCAGAAACAGUCUGACAUCAAUGUACCACUUCAGUACAACAUCAUGGAACAAAACAAACUGAAUAAGGACCACUACCGAUGUGAGGGCCCCAUCUCAGGCACCAUCCCCUAUAACCAGGCCCAGGACACCCACACUGGAGGCACCUACAGCAGCUCGGACAGGGGAAGCAGCACCUCUGGAAGUCAAGGGCAGAAAAAAGGAGGACGAAUAUCUAAACAGGCCAAACAGAACACAAUGAAUUGGACCGAACUGCUACCCCCUCCUCCAGCUAAUCCACCAAUGUGUCAGGAAUACACCCUUGCAAUGGACAACAGCUAUGACACAGAUCUCCAGUGCCCUCUGCCACCCUCUCGGAUGUACCUGCAACCUAACGAGCUAGAGGAGGAAGAGGAAGAGGUGGAGCUAGAACGGGGACCCACACCACCCGUGAGAGGAGUGGCCUCCUCCCCUGCCACUGUGUCCUAUAGUCACCAGUCUACUGCUACCCUUACCCCAUCCCCACAGGAGGAGAUGCACCCCAUGCUGCAAGACCCAGACGGUCUACACGAGCGCAGACGGCUCUUGGUGAGUCCUCCACCUCCGCCACGCCCUCUUUCCCCUCCACACACAUAUGGCUACAUCUCCAGCCCCCUCGGCUUGGACACGGAUGGCCUGGAGGAAGAGGAGGACGAUGAAGAAGGUGAUGAGACAGAUGCGGAGGUUGCUCUGGUCCACCAGCACCACACCCAGCCGCACCAGCAGCUAUUUGCCCAGCAGAGGGCUCUCUUGCGAGGGCUCGAGCAGACCCCAGCCUCCAGCACCUGUGAUCUGGAGAGCUCCGUGACCGGGUCCAUGAUUAACGGUUGGGGCUCCGCUUCAGAGGAAGAUAACGCUUCAUCGGGACGAUCAAGCGUUGUUAGCUCAUCGGAUGGAUCUUUUUUCACCGAUGCUGAUUUCGCCCAGGCCGUGGCGGCUGCGGCUGAGUAUGCUGGGCUACGAGUGGCUAAACAUUCUGGAAAAGGCCAGCUGCCAGUGUCUGGAGCAGCACGGAAAUACCAAAACCUCCCUCCGGGACACCGUCCAGGCAGCCCAGUGUCCACAGACAGUAACGUUAGCGCAGCUCCGGGUCAGAGGAGGCCCUUAAAGAGACAGAAACAACAUCCAGCUGCUCAGACAGGCUACCAGCGCAGAGAGGUCUACACAGAAGAUCUGCCUCCUCCUCCUAUUCCUCCCCCAGCCAUGCUUAAGUCACCUACACACCCAGCUAAAACCAUCCCUGAGGGUCCAUGGGGAGCCAUGUCUCCCAGAUCCAGUUCUGCUGAUGGCAAGGACAAGCGAACUGGUUCGGGAGGAUCCAGACUCAGGGAGGGCACCCGGACAAGCUCCUCAGAACGGCAGGAGGCCCAGGACUUACAAAGGGGUCAGAGAACAGGAAAAAGCAGCAAGCAAGAGGCCGCUGCCGGUGCGAAGAGCCGCCAGCACCCAGGCUCAGAGGACAUCCUACCUUAUAGUCGUCCCUCUUUCCCAGCCGUCCACAGUCCUCGUGGGGAAAGAGACCCCAGUUCUUCAAGUUCACUGUCCUCUCGGGGGUCCGGUGGGCGGCGACGAGGAGAGGGGCUUCCAGGGGCCCGCCGAAACCCUGCAGAUAUUGGGCUGAACACCAUAGGAGCCUUCCAGACAGGAGGGGAGGAACUUGAGAUGGUGGAGAGCUGAAGAUGAUAAAAAAAAUACUGCUGUCCAAACUUCCCCAGCAACCAUCUUCAAGCGCAGUUUGACCAUUGCGACGGUGUCUUUUAAUGAAAACUACCGACCCUGACUUACACCACAUUUGGAAAACUGACCAACCAUUAAUACAUUUCUUUACCUUAAUGUCAAUGUGCAUUUAAAGAAGAAAAAGUACUCAGAAGAGUUAAAAGAAGGGUACGUUCAAGGGGCUAAAACAGUUUUGUUUGUUUGAUUCCAAUGCAAUAUGAUGUGUCUGUAGCCCCAGAAACUGAUUAUGGCUUUGUUCACCUUGGCAAGAAGGUUGUCAGUCAACUGUUACUGUAAUGAAACUUCUGGCACAAAGGGACUGACUGAGAUGUACAUAAACGUGUAUACAUAUCUAACUGUCUUUUAUAAUCCAUUGUGGUACAUUAAAUUGGUCUUCCUUGGCUUAUUUGAAUCAUUUAAUAUUUCUAUUAGGCCAGUUAAUAUAAAAAAUUUUAUAGCCUCCAUCCUGGUUGUAAAUUGUCAUAGUGUUUAAACUGCUCCAGGAAAAGUGCCACAUUCUGAGAGUUAAUGUUUGUUCGUUAUUGUUUUUUAAUUUUAUUUUUUUGUAAUGCACUGUUAUUCUUUAUUGUCAUUGUUUGUUGUUAUUUGUUUGACUUUGGUUUUAAAAGCACAAUCACUAAACUUUAUUUUGAAUCAUUUUAUUGAUUAACCUUUUUGUCUUGCGCGAGGAGAGCGAGUGCACGGUACGACAAAAGGCCUUGUUAAACCUGUCGAUGUAGGGUUUUGAGAAAUGAAAAAAAGGAUAAGCUGUUUACAAACGAGUGAAUGAAUGGAAAUGAAUCCCUGCAUCCUUACCUUCCGUGUCUUUUCCAGAUUCUCAUUCCAGCUCAAGAUAUCCUGUGAAAUAAAAAAUAAAUGAAAUGAAUGCAGGGAUUUUGUUUACGAAAGUAUUGGUCAUCUCUGCACUUUCGUUCAAAAAAGAAAAUGUUUUCAACUUUCAUAUGCACUUAAAGAGACAUUUGACAACAGGAAGUGGGUGCCGGUUUGAGAAUCUGGCUGAUGGCCCACCUUUCUCAGGUUGGUUGUGUCAGUCACAUUCUAAAAAGGGUAAGGAUGUGAGUGUUAAUUCAUUUGACAUCUGCAAGCAUUUGUUUCUUAAAACAAAAAAAAAACAAAAACAAAAAAACAUAAAAAUGAAGAAAAAAAUAAAUCAAAAUACUGA